GCCCGCACCCCGAGCACCCGCGGAAUCCCCCCCACGUCAUCCUCAGCACCAUCAAUGAGAUGCAAACAUGAAAGACAAGAGGAAGAAGAAGGACCGCACCUGGGCCGAGGCUGCCCGCCUGGCACUAGAAAAACACCCCAACUCCCCAAUGACAGCAAAGCAGAUUCUGGAGGUCAUUCAGAAAGAAGGCUUAAAAGAGACAAGACCCCGGCAUGGCUUGGAGACAGCGUUGGUGUGUAUGAAGGCUCUUCCUGGAAUGAAGGAUUUGGGACACCUUUCCAUGAUGAUUGUAUUAGAGCCUCAGCUGCUUUCGUGGUGGUCAUGAGGUGAUGCUGAACCGAAUGCUUGAACUAGCAGGAGUGGCUGGGAUUGCAUUGGAGUGGUUCCGUUCAUUCCUUCCGGGUAGGUACCAGGUAGCAUUGUGGGUGAAAUGGACAUUGAGGGACUUCCUGUAUGGAACCCCACAACAGUCACUCACUUCCCCUGUUUAUAUUUAGUGGACAUGAGAGAGUCACAGGAUGCCCAGAGGCCAGGUGGUGUGAGCUGAAUGAUUGGGUCAAAGGUGAUGAGAGAGAUUCCUCAACAUAACUCACUCAUAUCUGUCAUUUCUGCUUCUCCAGUGUGACAAUUGCAAACUAGUGUGGAAACUCAGAAAGUGGGCUGAGUUGGGAAGUGAAAAUAUGAAAGGCUAUAGAGUGCUUUUUAAUAUCUCUGCUUGAAUUACAUCUGUCAACUGUGGCCAUAUGCUAUACACGAAUUUAUCUAAUCAUGAAAAUCCUUCUGUGGUAUUAGGCAGAAAUGUUUAUUUUUCUCCCUGGAAUAUCUCCAAAUCUUCUUCCCUGUGAAUAGUGACUACACGACCACGGUCUUCUUUGUACAAGUUGUAGUCUGCUCACUCCCUGUUUGUUUAGGACCUUUGAAGGAUACUCUUUGAAGCCUUGUUACAUUAAUGAUUACCUUUGAGGCCAACGGUGCAUGUAUUGUUUUUGUCUUCACCAAAAGCAUAUUAUGAUUCUGGCUUUUAUACCAAGAACCAAAUUGGAUUGUACCUUUAAGGUAUAUUGAACCAUGCAUCCUGCCUCUAAUAUUCCUUGUGCUGCUUAAGCACUG
Molecule: messenger RNA, 1110 nt
Organism: Rattus rattus (black rat)
Lineage: Eukaryota; Metazoa; Chordata; Mammalia; Rodentia; Muridae
Product: putative Polycomb group protein ASXL3
Exons: 3
Coding region: 68-325 (85 amino acids)
Biological process (GO): animal organ morphogenesis; positive regulation of transcription by RNA polymerase II
Cellular component (GO): PR-DUB complex
Molecular function (GO): peroxisome proliferator activated receptor binding; chromatin binding
Source: RefSeq, a predicted model, not a curated record